AUGAAACUUCAGUCAAAAUGGGUAAUAUGGCAAAAUACCAGUGAAGAUUCAGAUGUUAAAAGUUGGGCAGAUGAUCUAAAAAAUGUAGGAGAAUUUACACAAAUAGAGGAAUUUAAAUUCUUUGCAGAUGAAUUAAAAGAAAAAAAGUUAGAUAAACUACUGUCACUAAAAAUUUUUAAAAGUGGGAUAAAACCAAUGUGGGAAGAUCCUAGAAACAUGAAUGGUGGCAGGUUGGUUAUUGAUAUACCUACUGCUUCUGGAUAUAAUCCUGAAGAAGUUUUUCUAUUGACAGUAGCCUUUUGUAUAUCUAAUACUGCUGCUGGAAUAUGUGGAUGUGUUGUGAUGAGUAAGCAUGAGUUUAUUAAGAUAUCAUUAUGGAUUGAAAACGAACAAUACCACGAUGAUAUAAUGGCUAAAUGGAAGGAUGUUCUUGUGCGUUAUGAUCUAAAUAUUUAUUUUUUGCUGCAUAAAAAAGGUAUUGAUGGAAAUAAAGGAAGGAAAACUUGGAAUAAGAAGAAAGCAUAUUUUUAA
Molecule: messenger RNA, 531 nt
Organism: Vairimorpha ceranae
Lineage: Eukaryota; Fungi; Microsporidia; Nosematidae
Product: eukaryotic translation initiation factor 4e
Exons: 1
Coding region: 1-531 (176 amino acids)
Biological process (GO): translational initiation
Cellular component (GO): eukaryotic translation initiation factor 4F complex
Molecular function (GO): RNA 7-methylguanosine cap binding; translation initiation factor activity
Source: RefSeq, a predicted model, not a curated record